Messenger RNA from Cyprinodon variegatus (sheepshead minnow), 2534 nucleotides. It is a transcript of the gene popdc2, whose product is annotated as popeye domain containing 2. The coding region runs from base 513 to 1637 and encodes 374 amino acids. Lineage: Eukaryota; Metazoa; Chordata; Actinopteri; Cyprinodontiformes; Cyprinodontidae. The transcript is spliced from 4 exons. Gene Ontology annotation, cellular component: sarcolemma. Gene Ontology annotation, molecular function: cAMP binding. The record is from RefSeq and is a predicted model, not a curated record.
CUUUUACUCCAUGUUUCCUGUCCCUGUCUCUCUGUUAUGUUAAGUAGCAGGCCUGCUCUCUGUCUGUCGCUCUCCUCCUUGGGUUUUAAUUCCAAACAUGGUUAUCCUUUUAGGGCCCUAUCAGUGUCCCCUCCCUUAUCCCUUCUUCUCCAGCUGUUGGCUCUUCAGUGUUGGCUGGUGGCUGAGAGGAACAGGCAGGAGAGCAAAGACAAGGCGAGGAGCCAGAGGACAGAGGAAGGGACUGAGGAUGAGAGGAGGAGGAGAAGAAGGGCAGACCCAUUCCAGCUGUGUUUCUGGAGCAAACGGAGGCGUGAGAACUUCUUCACAUUGAAGAAUUUUCCACUAGACUGCGAGGGAACAAACAUUUUUACUGUUUAUUUUUAUCCAGCUGUAAGCAAAACACUUCAGCUUGUAGCUUUUGACAGGAGAGGAGUUACUCUAGAUAUUUGAAAUCCUGUUCCUUCAUUUUUUCUGUGCAUCAAGAGCUGUGUGAGAUUUCACAAACCGAAAACAUGAGCGCAGAAAACUCCACCCUGUGGGAAAGCUUGUUUUCUCCACCUGUGUGCGAUGGCUGGAGCAACAACACAGAGGGGGCCAUCUACCAUCUGGGAAACACCUUCAUGUUCCUGGGCUACAUGGGAGGCAGCGGGGCCUUCGGCGCCCUCUUCAUCUUCGGCUUUCUGUCCCCCGCUUUCCUGUGCCUCACCCUGUGGGGCUGGUUGACCGUGUGCGGCAUGGACGUCUUCUCCUGGAACCUCCUGCUGCUGGUGGUCUCCCUGCUGCAGAUCUGCCACCUCCUCUACCGGCUUCAGCAGGAGGGCAUCCGCAGUGAGGAGCUGACCUCCCUCUACCGGGCCGUCUACCUGCCGCUGGGUGUGCCUGUCCAGGUGUUCAAGGACAUCGCCAAGGCUUUUGAAAACAAGGCUGUGGAGCUAAAGGCUGGAGAGAUGUAUGCUGUGGAGGGGAAGACGUACAUCGACCAGCUUUCCUUUCUGCUGUCUGGGAGGAUCAAUGUCUCUUUGGAGGGUCAGUUCCUGCAUUACAUUCACCGCCAUCAGUUCCUCGACUCUCCUGAGUGGGAGUCUCUCAGACCAAACGAAGAGGGGAAGUUCCAGGUGACACUGACGGCAGAAGAAGACUCUCGCUAUGUCUCAUGGAGUCGCCGCCGUCUCUAUAUGCUGAUAUCCAAGGACCGCUACAUUGCCCGUCUCUUCUCCGUAAUGCUUGGCUAUGACAUUUCCGAAAAACUUUACAACCUCAACAACAAGCUCUACAUUAAGAGUGGUGUGUUGUUGGACAUCCGCCUUCCAAGCCUCUACCAUGUCCUGGCACCCUCCUCUCAGGGCAGUGAAGGUGGCAGCGGUAGUGAUGGUGGCGGCGCCAAAGAACAACAGCGUCCAGAACCAGCCUACCAGGUGUCCAAUCCCGGACCAUCUCAAACCCUCAAACAUGAUCCACAGGGACCAAGGACAACUGGCAGCAAUGUGCCCCCCGAGCAUGGCCCCUAUCAGCGCCCUUGGGCACCAGACGCGGAGAUGCCAUCUGGUGAGGAUUCUACUAGCCUGGUCCUGGAGGACUUUGCUGAUGUGGCGGGCUCCUUAAUGGACUAUGGCAGUGAGAGAGAUUAUUUAAGGUAGAGAGGCAGGGUGCUGGAGCUAACACACUGGGUCACCACUUAAGCUACAUGAGACGACUGUGAUCAGAAUGUACCACCUCGAUUCCAGAGACGCAGAGCUCCUCUGGCUCCCACCGACACUCCAAAGCUGUGAAGGCAGCUUCUUCUGGACACACCACGGUAUCUUCAGUACAGCAGAGGGAACCAGACUGCUGCUCACACUGUCUCCUCUCUGCUCUUCGGCCCCAAACUUAUGGAACAUGUUGUCUGUGUUGUUAAACUUUGCUGAAUGAUACUGCAAGCACUGUUACCUAAAUAGCAAAUUCACCUUUUACCAAAAUGUACACCUAUUGAUGCACUACCCCUUUUUUCCAAAUAUGAUAUGCCACUAAACUUUAUUGGUACUGGAUAAUUAGUUUAAAGGUUUUUUGGGUGGCUUUAGAUAUAGUUAAAACCAGAUAUUUAUACACAUUUUAUAGAAAGUUGUUCUUCCCUCACUGUUAAUAAGUCAGACUGAUCUUUGCUUUUUACAUCAGUUACAAUCAUUAGAUCAUUUCAGUUUGGUUAGUCCAGAGACAUUUCUGAUUUCUUUCUUCAGUAAGAAGUUACAUCUUAAAAUCAUUAGUUGUAACUUUAGAUAUUUCAGAAAUAUUUAUUUUUUAUGUAAAUACAGUAAAAAUGCUCUAAGUUAUUUAGCUUAAAUACAUGUAAAUAUAUUAUUCUCACAUGGAUGUAACCAUGUUUAUGUCGCAAUGCAUUCUGGGUAAAUGAAGUGUGCUGUAGGUGUCACUACUAGGUGUCUUUUGUUAAAAAGACCUAAAUGACGUUUUCCCUUUCCCAAAAUAAUAAACGUACUAAAAUAUAAUGUGUUAAAGGUUAAUAAUGUAUUUCCUGAGAAAAUAAAUGCCUUAAAAUCCUU